This is a messenger RNA of Rotaria sp. Silwood2, 234 nucleotides long. Lineage: Eukaryota; Metazoa; Rotifera; Eurotatoria; Philodinida; Philodinidae. The record is from the annotation of a GenBank genome assembly.
AUGAUAUUAAUUGUAACAGUUAUAAGUAUGGUAUCACUUCCAUUACUUAUUGAUUUAUUUAUUCAUUUACCAAAAGGUUAUCGAGAUCCAUAUAUGAAUUCGAUUGGAUGGGUUUCAUCGAGUAUUAAUGCUAUUAUACUUGUCAUUAGUUUACCAUUUAUUAAUCCACAAAUAUAUGAAUUAUCUAAAAGAAAAUCGAAUAUUAUGUAUAUUCAAAGAUACUUUAAUAUUUAA